GGAUGUCUACAUUGCUCAAAAGCAUUGAUCUGAGCUCAGCAAACACUGUUUUGAGUUCAGUUCAGCUCAACACUGUUUACCAUCUAACAAUGCCUGAAGAGCCAAAAUAUAUCAACUACUCCCCCGCCCCUCCAGGCUCAAAACAUGAAGAUGGAACACCCAUCUUGAACAGAUAUUCGACCGUCCUGACUCGCGGACAUGAUUCACCUGCGGCACAGGCAAUGCUCUACGCUGCCGGCGUCCCCGAUCGAAAUGCAAUGAAAAAGAGUCCCCAAAUUGGAGUUGCGUCGGUUUGGUGGGAAGGAAACCCUUGUAAUAUGCAUUUAUUGGAUUUGGGAAAGACUGUCAAGAAAGCUAUUACAGAUAGGGGCUCCAUUGCAUGGCAGUAUAAUACUGUUGGUGUUUCUGAUGGUAUCACUAUGGGGACCGAGGGAAUGAGGUUUUCUCUGCAAACCCGAGAACUGAUUGCUGACAGUAUCGAAACGGUUACCUGUGCACAAUACCAUGAUGCAAAUAUCUGCAUCCCAGGUUGCGAUAAGAACAUGCCCGGUGUUAUCAUGGGCAUGGCCCGACACAACAGACCAUCUAUCAUGAUUUACGGCGGAACAAUCGCUGUGGGAUAUUCCGAAUUGUUACGAAAGAGAAUCAAUAUUUCCAGCUGCUUCGAAGCGGCAGGAGCUUAUGCUUACGAUACCCUUCGCCAACCGGAUGAUGGAGGCGACAAUACCAAAAAUAAGGAUGAAAUUAUUGAGGAUCUUGAACGUCACGCUUGUCCCGGGGCGGGUGCCUGUGGAGGAAUGUUUACGGCUAAUACUAUGGCUACGGCUAUAGAGUCUAUGGGAUUGAGUCUGCCGGGUUCUUCGUCGACGCCGGCUGAGUCACCCACGAAGAUGCGCGAGUGUGUCAAGGUCGCUGAUGCUAUCCACGUCUGUAUAGAGCAGGACAUUACUCCACGCAAGCUUCUCACUAAGCGGUCCUUUGAGAAUGCCCUGGUUAUGACGAUGGCCCUAGGAGGUAGUACAAAUGCGGUUCUGCACUUUUUGGCAAUGGCAAGAACAGCCGAGGUUGAUCUGACACUGGAUGAUUUUCAAAGAGUCAGCAACAAAAUCCCGUUUAUUGCUGACUUGGCUCCGAGUGGUAAACACUACAUGGCCGAUCUUUAUGAAGUCGGGGGUAUUCCGUCCGUUCAGAAACUCCUGAUUGCUGCGGGGUUGUUGGAUGGUGAUAUCCCGACCGUGACUGGCAAGACGCUUGCUCAGAAUGUGGAAUCUUUUCCUUCACUUGCCCAGGACCAGGUCAUUAUCAGGCCAUUGAACAACCCCAUCAAGCCUACUGGUCAUAUACGAAUUCUCCGUGGUAAUCUAGCUCCAGGAGGCGCAGUGGCCAAGAUCACUGGUAAGGAAGGAUUGAAAUUCACAGGAAAAGCUCGUGUGUUCAACAAAGAACAUGAGCUAAACGAUGCUCUCGCAAAGAGCCAGAUUCCUCGCGACGAGAACCUAGUACUCAUUGUUCGCUACGAAGGUCCCAAGGGCGGACCAGGAAUGCCAGAGCAACUUAAAGCCAGUGCCGCAUUGAUGGGAGCCAAACUCACAAACGUCGCUCUACUCACCGAUGGGAGAUACUCUGGCGCGAGUCAUGGAUUCAUUGUUGGACAUAUUGUGCCCGAAGCCGCGGUUGGCGGCCCAAUUGCUCUUGUGCAGGACGAGGAUGUGAUUACCAUCGAUGCAGAGACGAAUGAGCUCAACAUGGAUGUUUCAGAGGAGGAGUUGGAGAAGCGAUUGAAGAAUUGGCAGCCACCCAAGCCGCAGGUGACACGGGGUGUGAUGGCUAAGUAUGCUAAGCUGGUUGGGGAUGCCUCCCAUGGGGCAAUGACUGAUUUGUUUUGAUUAAUCGAGCAGCUGGAGCCUAGCAUACGGAGUAGAAAAGUCGAUUAUUGUUUGAUCUUUGAAGAUAAAUCAGACCUGACGGAUAGAAUCU
Messenger RNA from Talaromyces stipitatus ATCC 10500, 1977 nucleotides. RefSeq names its product mitochondrial dihydroxy acid dehydratase, putative. Gene Ontology annotation, cellular component: mitochondrion. The annotation marks the transcript as partial. The record is from RefSeq and is a predicted model, not a curated record. NCBI's taxonomy places the organism in Eukaryota, Fungi, Ascomycota, Eurotiomycetes, Eurotiales, Trichocomaceae. The transcript is spliced from 3 exons. Gene Ontology annotation, molecular function: dihydroxy-acid dehydratase activity. Gene Ontology annotation, biological process: branched-chain amino acid biosynthetic process.